This is a messenger RNA of Neurospora hispaniola, 1710 nucleotides long. RefSeq lists its product as uncharacterized. The transcript has a single exon. The record is from RefSeq and is a predicted model, not a curated record. Lineage: Eukaryota; Fungi; Ascomycota; Sordariomycetes; Sordariales; Sordariaceae. The coding region runs from base 92 to 1339 and encodes 415 amino acids.
GUCGUAUCCCGUCAACCUCACCGGUAAGUCAACAGGAAGUGCAUCACAAAAUGUCUAAGAGCCUAACCUCUCUUUGCCGUGGCGUGACCUGAUGACUGGAACAUUCGUGCUAACUGAAGGCAACGAGCCAACAGUUGAGACAUAUGCUACAGGAGGCUCGGUGAGAGUUGACGAUAUCUGGACUAUCCUCAACCUCAACAAUACCUCAGCCCAGCCAGCCCCGCUGAAGCUGCUGUACUUUGAUGUUGUCUGGAAGAACGGCGGCAAAACGGGCACGAGCUACAGCCGGCUCUUCGCAACAAUCGGGAAUACCAUUGCGCCAGACCGUACCAUACUUGAGGGUUAUGGUUUAAAUCCUUUGCUCAACAACACUGACCCGGUAUUUCCGGAAGAAUAUCCGAUCAGGGACGACUCCGAUGGGGGCGGCCAGUCAGCUGGAGUCAGAAAACCAACCGAAUCAUCUUCUCCCAUUCCAGGGGCAACCUUGGCCACCCCGACCAACGACGGCGGCCUAAUCAGCAGCGGCACCGGAGAUCCCUCCAACCUCAAGAGCAAGAAAGGUAUUUCCAUUAGCGCCAUCGUUGGAAUCGCCAUAGCCUGCGGCCUCCUCGGCCUCGCUCUCAUCAGCGGCAUAGUCUUUUUCUGCCUCCGGCGGCGCCACAAGCAAAACGCCCUUCGAGACGGCACCAGUCGCGGCGUGCCUUACGGGGGCUUCGCCAGCGGCGGCGGUCGGAACGGCGGUGACGAGCUCAUAGCCGAGAAGGAAGCCAACACGGGCGUCAUCCACGACGUGACGAGCGCGCCUCACUCGCCUUACUCUGACGACCUCGUGGGAAUGGGUAACGCCGGUGCCAACAGGAAUAGCGGUAGUGUUGUUAUUCCUAACAUUGAUUCUGGCGUUUCUCCUCAGGUGGUUCUUCCUGGAGUAGAUGGGAGACUAGAAGGAGAUGGAGACAGCCCGGUUUCGAACGCCCCGUCCUACCACAUGAUGCAGCAGCAGCAGCAGACACCGCACGAUCAUCAGUCUGGAAGGUCUUUUACCAUGUACUCUGAUCAUCAGUCCGGAGGGGGGGAAGGAGGAGGGUCGCCUACCACUCUGCACAGCGGCGGUGGCGGCGCACCAUCGUUCACACACGGGGGAGCAGGCACUGAUAGCAACCGGGGUAGUCUGAUCAGCCAGCAGCAGCAACAGGGCAGGAGCUUGUCAACGCCGUAUGCUCAUUUGGUCGAGGAUGGCAUGACAGAGGAGGAAAUCAGGAGGUUGGAGGAGGAGGAGCGACAGCUUGAUGUGGCCAUUGAACAGCACACGGGAGGGCAGAGGGGCUCCAGGCACCUAUGACGAAUGCUUUGGAAAGUGAAGAUAACCGAGCAUAGCAGUUAAGGAAGAGGGUGAUGAUAUGGAUAUUUCCUUUUUCAUUGUUUAUCUUUGGGAAAUUGCGUAUGUCCGUAUCAGUAGGGGGCGAUGCUACAAUAUCUGAUGAUUAUGAAAAAAAAAAAAUCCUUGAUCAGUAACUCUAUUUCUAUUUUCUGUUUUCUUCUGCGAACAGUUAUGGAGCGAUUCAGAGAAUGUGAAUGCAACGAGGAAAACGGAGUGAACGUACCGAAUGGUGGUCUCAGAGCCAUGGCCGAUUUUUCAUGUUCGAAGGAUCUGUAUGAAACAAGAAAAUCAUGGACAGUACUUGUGCCGGACACAACAUAACGGACCCUGAG